AUGAUGGCAAUACGUCAUCUCUUUUGUGUUCUGACUAUCGCACUGUGUUGUCUCUGCAGUUGUGUGGUAGCUGCUGACGAAGCUGAAGCUAAAGCUCUUGAGGCCAAAUCUACGGAACUUGGUUCUGAGGGUCCACCAGGUCCUGGUAUUGGGAAAUCUAAGACUUCUUCAUGUCCAUCUACUUCACCACCUGGUGCUGAUACUUCUCAGUGUUUAGAAAGUAGUGGUGAAGAACAUAAUAAUGAACGUGUUAACCGUGAUCAUUCACAGGAACAGGUACAGCCGCUUAGUCCAGCGAUCAACAGAAAUGGAGACCAUCGAGAAGAGGGAAGUGUUAGCAGCGGUACGAAAAAUGGACUCACCAUAGCAGGCCAGAAAGCGGUAGAAAACAAUGCACAUGUUGGUGUGGUACCUGGAAGAGCAGCUGGUGAUAUUACUUCUAAUGCUGAUUCUGCACGUGGAGAGCCUGGAGUUACUGCUGUUGAUGUUAAAACUACUUCUCGAUCACGUGAGACUCCUCCACGUACAACUGAACAUAUUGAUCCCAAGAUUGAUGGAGGAGAAGCGUUGGGUUCUAAAGCACAGAAUGAGGAUGACUCUCCAGCUGCUGAUCACGGGAAUGAGAGACACGUAACUGCAGAGGGACAAGCUGAGAAAUUGGAAACCCCACCACAAGGGAGGGAUGAUAGGAGUACAGGGAGAACUACAACAUCUUCAACUACUGAAGUGAGCAGUAAAGGAACUGAAGAAAAUAACGGGAAUCAACAAGCAGAAGGAAAUAGUGUUCAGUCUACUACAGAAACUUUACCUGCACCUACAGAAGGUGAUGCAACGAGGGAUAAUGUCAACACAACCAAUAAUGAAGAAUCAACCACCACCACCACAACAACAACAACCACAACAACAACACUUCCUCCUGAACUCACAAACAACAAGAAGGGUGAUGCAGACAGCAGCAGCAGUAUCAGCAGUUCUGUGUGGGUGCGUGUACCACUACUGAUUGUGGUUACACUGGCCUGUAUUCUUGUGUGCUGA
This is a messenger RNA of Trypanosoma theileri, 1035 nucleotides long. RefSeq lists its product as uncharacterized. The record is from RefSeq and is a predicted model, not a curated record. The transcript has a single exon. Lineage: Eukaryota; Euglenozoa; Kinetoplastea; Trypanosomatida; Trypanosomatidae. The coding region runs from base 1 to 1035 and encodes 344 amino acids.